AAUUAGUAUUACGUUGUAGUCAUGUGAUCAAUUUAUUUCCAAGCUGUCACUGUAUUGAGUUGUAUACCUACCUACAUACAGGCAGGCAAUGAAUGAAAACCAAUACAACUAUUUCAGCUGGAUAUAACAAUACUUGGAUUCUUACUUCAUAUCUCUGUCAAUAUGUCCGUUAGAGAAAGCUACACGAAGGCAGAUAACACCAAAAGUGAAUUUAGAGAAAAGACUUGGCCUCGGUUGAAGCCAAUUGGUGGAAGACAUGAACAUAGGCAUCAAUAUCCCAGAAUUGAUGAAAUAUUUCAAAAUGGGAAAUCUACCUCAACUGAAGAUUUCAAGGUAGAUCAAAAUGGGAAACCUCUAGCUGUGUUUAGAAUAACAAAUGGACUACAAGGGUCUAGUCCAGAACUGGAAAAUGGACACGGAACGAAAAUCUCGGACACAGAAAGUAUAACGAGUGAUUAUGAAGAAUAUGAAGAACAUUUUUAUGUUAGUGAAGAAUCAUUUAGAAAUGCCAAAGAAAAUCUUGGCGAAUCAAAGUGGUUUGUCGGACGGAGAGAUGUGUCCGAUGUGAAAACUUUGGACGAAAGCCGGAUUGUGAGCUCUAAAGGGACCGUGAGAGGGUUCAAAAAUAGAGUGCGGGCUGGUAUCGCAACAUUCCUGACGACUCCUGAAGAUAAAAUAAAGACAGAUAUGGUAAAAUCGGAAAAAGGCAAAUUGAUAUUCUAUACAACCAGUGUGAUGAUCAUCAGACAGACAUAUGAAAACUGUAAAAAAGUGAAGUCAAUUCUUCACAAUCAUCUCGUAGAAUAUGAAGAGAGAGAUGUAUUUAUGAGCACAGAGAACCAGAGAGAACUGAUGGAAAGACUUGGUAUAGAGGAGGUUCAGGUUCCUUUUGUAUUUGCUGAUGGUCAGUUGUUAGGGGGAGUUUCGGAGUUGGAGGAUAUGAAUGAGACUGGUGAAUUAAGAAAAAUAUUCAAACAUUUUAACAGAGUAAGUCAGCGUACAAGCUGCGAAAGAUGUGGCGGUUACCAAUGGAUACCAUGUUCAUCUUGUCACGGCAGUAAAAAGUCAUUACAUAGGAAUCACUUCACGGAGGAAUUCCAUGCUCUUCGCUGUAUAAUAUGUGACGAGAAUGGGCUCGUACGUUGUGAUGCUUGCAUGGAACCAAAAGACAAGAUCGAAGAGACAGAGGACGAAUGAAAAAUGAUUGUUAAAAUAACAGGUUGAUAUUCCAAUUCUCUCUAUGCUUAGAGAUGACACUAGGAUUUUUCAGAUCCUAUUGUAUCUAUCACUAAGGAUGAGAAAAGAAAGGACGUAUAUCACUUAAAAUGAGAAAUGAAGGGCCAUAUGCCAAUAAAGAUGGAAAAGCACAGAUAAAGAAGUGUAUUUCUAAGGAUGAGAAACGAAGAGACAUUAGUCACAAAGGAUGAGAAAAUAAUGGGUGUAUAUCUCUAUAAAUGAGAAAAGAAGGGAUGUAUAUCACUCAAGAUGAGAAAAGAAAGGGGGUAUAUUUCAGUCUAAGGAUGAGAAGAGAUGUGACUUACAACAAUAGUGAGACAUUAGAUAAGACAUCUGUAAGAGAUGCUCAUAUAUUCCUAGAUGGUAUUUCUACACUCCAGCUUUAUUGACAAUUAACAAACCUGUUUUGUGUUGUCUUUGUAUACAUUAUUUAAUGUCAGACAUCCA
Owenia fusiformis is the source of this 1683-nucleotide messenger RNA. The record is from the annotation of a GenBank genome assembly. Lineage: Eukaryota; Metazoa; Annelida; Polychaeta; Sabellida; Oweniidae.